Messenger RNA from Oreochromis aureus, 5004 nucleotides. RefSeq names its product glutaminase kidney isoform, mitochondrial. NCBI's taxonomy places the organism in Eukaryota, Metazoa, Chordata, Actinopteri, Cichliformes, Cichlidae. Bases 1202 to 2662 code for a protein of 486 amino acids. Gene Ontology annotation, biological process: L-glutamine catabolic process. The record is from RefSeq and is a predicted model, not a curated record. Gene Ontology annotation, molecular function: protein binding; glutaminase activity. The transcript has 18 exons.
CUGGCAGUUUCUUUGUCAUAAAUUGAAUUUGGUUUUUUCUCACAAAUUUGCCAGUAAAUUCUUGUUAAUUUGCAGGGUUUUUUUCACCAUAAAGCUCCCAACUUUUUUAAACAUAAUGUGGGUGAGUUACAUCUGUUUAAACAGCUGCCUUAACAUUGAUGACAAAGGUUUGAAGCAUUUGUGUUAGUAGUGACGGGUAAAAUACUGCUCCUGUGGGGGUCUAGGCACAGAAAGGUCACGUGUGAAGGAAACCUCUCCAGAUUCCUGCUUCAGUUCGGUUAGAUGCCAUUUCGAUGACUCUUCUGGAAGAGGCUCGCUCAUCUGCAGUACAGGAGAGAGUUUUGUGGAGUGGCUGCUGCUGUUUCAGCUUCUCUUUGCGUUGACCUUUAAAAACAAACAGAGCGAGAGGAGGGGGAGGGAGAGUGUGAGCGAGAGUACUAAUGAGACCAGCUGAGGUAGAUUAAUGAGACCAUCCAGAUGUUCCAGUGUCCACCUCUAACCUGCCUGUGGUAAUGAUGCUCCCACAGGGGAAGUCUCUCACUCAAGAAGGACCCUCUUACUUCAUUAUUAUUUGAUUACAGUGUCAUGUUCAUUUCAAGUGUUACACGGUUAAAAUCCACCAGCAGCUGUUUCUGUUUCAUUUUAGGCCAAAUGUUUAUUUAUAUGGAAAUGGCUGCUUGCUUUUGAUUAGAGCAGAGACCUCUGACUCCAAAGCCGGCUGGGCCUCAUUUGUUUCAGUGGUGGGAAAAAGUAUAGUAGUAGUAGUAGUACUCAGUCAUAGUAGUCAUUUCAGAUUGUACUAUUCGUUUGUAUGUCUCAUAGUGCAUUUCAAUGCUGCAUGUUUUUAAUGUGAUUCACUGUGAAACGCUGCAUUUAAUGUCACAGCUUCUGUUUUAUUUCUUGUCCUGACAGCAGUGUGAUCUGAAGACGUGCACUGUGCUGAUCAUAUGUUUGCUCACUGUUACAGUUUCAGUUUAAUGCCACUGUUACUAAUUCAGUGUUAUCCCUCUUCACUCUCUGUCUCCCUGUUGUUGAUCUUCUUGCUUUGCAUUUGAGAAGAAAGGCGGGCAUCCUGCCCAGCCUGGAGGAUCUGCUGUUCUACACCAUCGCAGAGGGCCAAGAAAAAAUCCCUGCACACAAAUUUACCACAGCUCUGAAGGCCACAGGGCUUCGCACGGGAGACCCGCGGCUGAAAGAAUGUAUGGAGAUGCUGAAGGUGACCUUGAAGACAACCUCAGACGGAGCGCUGGACCGACACCUCUUCAAAAAAUGUGUCCAGAGCAACAUCGUUCUGCUCACCCAGGCCUUCAGGAAGAAGUUUGUUAUUCCAGACUUCCAGUCCUUCUCUGCUCACAUCGACGAGCUGUACGAAAACGCCAAAAACAUGUCUGGAGGGCAGGUGGCAGACUACAUUCCCCAGCUGGCACGCUUCAGCCCAGACCUGUGGGCCGUCGCCCUGUGCACAGUCGACGGACAGAGGCACACUGUCGGCGACACCAAAGUUCCCUUCUGUCUGCAGUCCUGCGUGAAGCCGCUGAAAUACGCCAUCGCCGUUCACGACCACGGCACUGAGUACGUGCAUCGCUUCAUCGGCAAAGAGCCCAGCGGCCUGCGCUUCAACAAGCUCUUCCUGAACGAGGACGAUAAACCACACAACCCCAUGGUUAAUGCUGGUGCUAUUGUCUGCACCUCCCUCAUUAAGCAAGGGGCGAGCAACGCCGAGAAAUUUGAUUACGUCAUGAACUUCAUGAACAAGCUGGCAGGAAACGAGUAUGUGGGCUUCAGCAAUGCCACUUUCCAGUCAGAGCGUGAGUCUGGAGACAGAAACUUCGCCAUUGGCUACUACCUGAAGGAGAAGAAGUGUUUUCCAGAGGGGACGGACAUGACGUCCAUCCUGGACUUCUACUUCCAGUUGUGCUCCAUCGAGGUGACCUGUGAGAGUGCCAGCGUUAUGGCGGCAACUCUGGCCAACGGCGGUUUCUGUCCAAUAACGGGCGAGCGUGUGCUGAGCCCUGAGUCUGUGCGAAACACUCUGAGUCUGAUGCACUCCUGCGGCAUGUAUGACUUCUCCGGACAGUUCGCUUUUCACGUUGGUCUGCCGGCUAAAUCGGGUGUGGCUGGCGGGAUCCUGCUGGUCGUUCCCAACGUGAUGGGCAUCAUGUGUUGGUCUCCUCCGCUCGACAAGCUGGGCAACAGCGUCAGAGGCAUCCAGUUCUGCACGGAUUUGGUUUCCCUGUGUAACUUCCACAACUACGACAACCUGAGGCACUUUGCAAAGAAGCUGGAUCCUCGCAGGGAGGGAGGAGACCAGAGGGUGAAGUCUGUGAUCAACCUGCUGUUUGCUGCUUACACAGGAGACGUCUCAGCUCUCAGGAGGUUUGCGCUGUCCUCCAUGGACAUGGAGCAGAGGGACUACGACUCGAGGACAGCGCUGCACGUGGCCGCCGCUGAAGGACAUGCUGAGGUGGUCCGCUUCCUGCUGGAGGCCUGCAAGGUCAACCCAGUUCCCAAAGACAGGUGGGGGAACACGCCGAUGGAUGAGGCCGUGCACUUCGGCCACCAUGACGUUGUCACCAUCCUCCGCGAUUACCACAAUCAGUACACCCAUCAGGAAGGCAGCACGGCCAAGAAGAACGAAGAGAACCUGGACGGGAUGCUGUGAUGGAGAAUGCGCUGCUCAGCCGUGUGAGGCCGGGCGCUUGCCUCCACCAGCGAGGGGAAGAGAUCAGGCGGUGCUUUAGACAAAAAACUGGAAAGAUCGCAAGUAGACGCAUCGCUGAAAUAACUGAAAACAAACCUUUACAGUAUCUGUUAGCGCAGCAGCUGCCUCCCUCCGAGUGUAAGUGCUCCUCAUCAUGUUCUCUUUAGGUGUCGUUGUGUUUUUGUAUCGCCGCUUGUGUGCUCUGAGUGUGGAAGUACUCUUAUUUUCCGUGUUUCAGCUUUUACGUUGACGGUUCUUUUUAUUCUGAACAUCAGCAACAGGAAGCAGCAGCUGCAUAAAACCUUCGUUAUGGAGUGUAACUCCGCCCCCACAAACAGUUUUUGAUGUGCGUUUGUGAUAAUCGAUGUAAGAUAAACUGUACAUUACUGUAGUGUUUGUGUAUAUUAACCGAGGACGGCGAGUCUCUGUAAAUAGGUGUACAAAUGUGUAGUCGAUCAGUCUCGUGUGGUGAUGGGUUCAGAUUUGAUAACAGUGUGCGUUUCAGUCACUUUUGGAAAGUAUUUGAACCAUAAAAUUCUUAUUAUUAUUAGUUUUUUUUGGUAAGCAGCUUUUUAAUGUGGCAACAGAUGAGUUAAAAGAUUUUUUGUUUUUAUUGUUGUUUUUUUUCCACUGAAACUGGAAUUUUUCACCCGUCUUUUCUUUUAUUUACUAUUUAUUUCAGGUUUAUUAUUUUUUUAAAGUGGUAAUAACGUAAAGCAAGCCAGCCAAAGUUCAGUUCGUACUUCGUCUCCUGACCAUUGAAAGUGUUUCUGCAUAUCAGACGCGACACUGUCAGGGCUCCUAGUGAAUGACUGUAAACAUGCAAGAAAAUGUUUUUCUUACACUUUGUCUUAGUUUAAAGAAGUCACAGCAGAAAAUGGAUGCACUCAGCAAUGGAGAUAUUUCAAUACUUUUAUUUUGAAAGUCUGUCUAGUGUAUUUCAGUAUGUGGCAUAAACAGUGAGCUGAUUGGUCCCUGUGAGUUGCUUUAAAGUAGCUGAAGAGUACCGUGAGAGUUGCUACUACUACUCUUACUAUUCUAGUUAUUAUCACAAAUCCUUUAGUGGCAUUGUUUGAAAACGGAAAUCAGUUUAAACAUUUUAAGGUCUUGCUAAUGGAGACCUAGAGACUUGUCACUGAGUUGAAAUUGGUUGCAAAGAACGUGUUGCUCUGAUAGCCAACAUGUUGCUUGGAUCACCUGUUGUUGGCAUUGAAGAUGCCGACCGAUCUGCAGAGGUCAAUUCUCAGUCCUCAUAAUUUCUCUACCGCUCAGUGAGCAGCUGGCAAGUGUCGGCAGAUAAGUUGGAGUCUUUCAUACAAACUGCACAAAUACAGCAACCUGUUGGCCACUAAAGCGAGGUUUUCGGUACACUAGUCUUUGUAACCAACCUUAAAAUGAAUAUGCAUGUUUCCUAGCAACCUGUACGUUCUCUAGGAUUAAGAUAACACAGAGCAACUUGACAGUUUCACCUUACUUAUCUUUUGACUUUAUAUAUCAUCUAUAUAUCUUAUAGAUGGUUCUUAAUCUUUCUCCUCAUUAAACUUCUUUUUAAAACUUUAUUGGUAAUUCUACCAGCCUCUGAGGACAGCCUCUGUUUCUAGGCACAAAUUGUAAAAUCCCCCAAAGCAACAUUUAAAUACAGUGUUAUUUAAAUGAAGUCUUGAAAGAAUCUGCUUGAGUACUUUUUUUUUUUUUUUUUUUUUCCUUUCCUGCUGUAGACGUGAAAAUCCUCGGAUCUACAUCUUAACUAAUCCUGCAUUUUAAGCUACCUAAAGUUGGAAUUAAAAACAUCCAGCGUUCGUUUAAUAACCAGUGAACUGCUUCCUUUGUUGACCCUCUCAUUUUCUGCUGUUCAAAUUUAAAGGCUUUUAUUUUAAAGGAGCAGUCAUACUUGAAAAGCAGAUGUGUUUUUGUGUGUCUGAAGCGUGUUUGACUGUUUUUACUUUGUGAGCGAACAAACUGAACCAGACAGUCUGCGACAUAAUCCACAAUUUAGAAAAUCCACAAAAACAGUUUUUGUUUUUUCCUCAGGUUUGGAUCAGUUCAUCCAGUUUACAUUUCAAAUUAAAAAAGGAACUUAAAGGAAGCACAAAACGCCAAUAUUUUUGACACUAGUAGCAAUAGAGAUGACGUGAUUGUAGGAUGAGGUGAACUGAUCCAAAUCAAAGUCCAAAGUAUUCUGAAUGUAACGUGUUUGGUGUUGUUCUGUUUCUUCUUCAUGUGUAUGUAAAGCUGCUGCAGCUCACUGAGCAACUGCAGGCGGCCCAGAUAUUUAUUCACAGAAUAAAAACAUGAAAAAACCA